This is a messenger RNA of Desarmillaria tabescens, 492 nucleotides long. RefSeq lists its product as uncharacterized. The annotation marks the transcript as partial. The record is from RefSeq and is a predicted model, not a curated record. Gene Ontology annotation, biological process: proteolysis. Gene Ontology annotation, molecular function: cysteine-type endopeptidase activity. The transcript has a single exon. Lineage: Eukaryota; Fungi; Basidiomycota; Agaricomycetes; Agaricales; Physalacriaceae.
GCAUCUCACUUUUGGGCCAUUCUCAUUGGCAUUGAUGCAUACGCAUCUAAUCCUUUACACGGCUGUGUAUCAGACACAUUAUCAAUGAAGAAACUCCUACUCGAGAACGUCGGUGUGCCAGAACAUCGCAUCCAAUGUCUCCUCGGCGCUCGGAAACCUCCUCAUGGCGAUCCAUUAACUCCUUCUCAUGCCAACAUCGUCAAAUUGCUCCAUAGUCUCUUUGACAACCCUGAAAUUGAGCGAGGCAAUAAUAUCAUCUAUUACACCGGACACAGCUCGAGCUACCACUGUUCAGAGCAUUUCUCCACUCCACUGGAAUCCAAGUGCAGCAGUAGCGAUGCCUGUCCUAUAGAGGCUCUGUGCCCCAUCGACCACGAUACCAUAGACGCAGAUGGGCAUCCAAUACCCGAUAUAAGUGACCGAGAGCUCAACUCUCUCUUUACAAAGAUAUCUCACGUCAAGGGGCAUAAAAUCACGUUUAUCACAGACUGU